Molecule: messenger RNA, 2012 nt
Organism: Drosophila willistoni
Lineage: Eukaryota; Metazoa; Arthropoda; Insecta; Diptera; Drosophilidae
Product: NADP-dependent malic enzyme
Exons: 1
Coding region: 81-1931 (616 amino acids)
Biological process (GO): malate metabolic process; pyruvate metabolic process
Cellular component (GO): mitochondrion
Molecular function (GO): malate dehydrogenase (decarboxylating) (NAD+) activity; NAD binding; malate dehydrogenase (decarboxylating) (NADP+) activity
Source: RefSeq, a predicted model, not a curated record
AAUUUCGAUCACCUGUGCUUAUAACUUCACACAAUCUAAACACUUUAAACUAUAUAUAAUUUUCUAUUACCAAAAGAAAGAUGGCUCCAGUUAUAAAUCGUGCCCUAGUCAAGUCAAAAAGAGUCGAGGAAUGUCCGAAAGAAGAUGACGAGUCUAAAAAAUGGAAUACACUUCCUCGAUUAUGGGAUACCUUUUGGUUGAAUGAUUUAAGCACCUCACCCUGUCUGCUGAGUGGUCAUGAUAUGCUGAAUAAAAGCUUUGUGAACAAAUCCUUGGGAUUUACCCAUAGGGAGAGGCAACUUUACUGCAUCCAUGGGCUAUUGCCCUAUGCAGUACGCACUCUGGACGAGCAGGUUGCCGCAUGCAGGAAGUAUUAUGAUCUUCUGAAGACUCCACAAUCGAAAUUUUCUUAUUUAAAUGAUAUGCAAUAUCAAAAUCGUCGACUCUUCUAUCGUCUGCUGUUGAGCGAUGUUAGUGAAUACAUGCCGAUACUGGAUAGUUCUGCUUUCAACUAUAUGAUAAAGAACUAUAGUUUAUUGUAUACCUAUGGGACAAAGGGAUUGUUUAUCACCAUCAAGGAUCGAGGUCAUGUGCUGGAUAUACUCAAGAAUUGGCCCCAUCGUUAUGCUCGCUGUUUGUUGGUUACGAAUGGAGCUGCUGUCCUCAGUAUGGGUGACAAUGGGGCACAUGGCAUGGCUGUGUUGUGCUCCAAAUUUUACCAACAUGUGGUUUUCGGUGGCAUACAUCCGGAUUUCUGUAUCCCCAUUUUCCUCGAUGUGGGCACAAACAAUGAGGAGCUGCUCAAUGAUAAACUGUAUGUGGGUUUGAGGGAAAAACGCUGCAGCCGCAAGGAGUAUGAUGAAUUCUUUGAGGAAUUCGCCACAGCUGUGAUCAGUUUAUACGGUCCACGUUGUAUCAUACAAUGCAAGGCAUUUGAUACACAAAAUGCCAAUACUCAAUUGGAAAAAUAUCGCAAUCGUCAAUGUAUAAUCGAUACCGAUUUUCAAUGUUUAGGUGCUUGUGCUCUCGCGGGAGUUAUAACAGCCAAUCAACUAACGCGAAAGCCCUUUAAGACCAACAUGUUUCUAUUUUAUGGCCAGCAUUCGAUCAAUGUGGGAAUGGCUCGUCUAUGCAUUGCCUAUUUAAAGCGUGAGGGCUUAAAUGAUAAUAUGGCAAAAUCAAGAGUUUGGCUGUGUGAUGAGAACGGUUUGAUUGUCUUCAAUCGACCCAAUCACAAAGUUCCCGAUGAAUUGCUAGAAUUUCAGCAUGAACAUGAGCCCAUCGAGAGUCUGGUAGAGGCUAUUGAGACUUUAAAACCCAAUGUCUUAGUGGGCGCUUGCUCGCAACCCAAUUCUUUUACCAAGGAUGUGCUAAGGGCCAUGGAACGUAGCAGCGAACAGCCCAUUAUAUUCGCCAGCUCGCGUCCCAUUGAGCAGGCAGAAUGCAGUGCCGAAGAUGCCUUUGUCUAUACCAAGGGCAGAUGCGUCUUCAUCUCGGGCUCUAAUGUGCCGCGUGUGAAAUAUGCUAAUAAGUGGUAUGCUCCAGGUCGCUGUACUAGCAUUUACCUACUCUCCGGAGUGGCUUUAGGCAUUAUGUUAUCUGGCAUGACUACUGUUCCCGAUGAGGCUUUCUGUGUGGCAGCCGAUCGUCUAGCCACUUUGGUGUGGCCCAAGGAUUUGGCUCUUAGACAUGUCUUUCCACCUAUGCGUAAGAUACAGUGCAUUAGUCUACAAAUUGCCGAGUCUAUAUUCACCUAUGCAUAUCGUCGUCGUUUGGCUACCCUUUGGCCCCAGCCCACUAAUCCCAUGGACUAUAUUAAGAGUCAUUUGUAUGAAUCGGAUUAUCGUGAAAAUGUAUUUACCACCUAUUGCAUGAGUAAUCAAGUUAUUGCGACUAGCGAAUCGGCUACCUAUUAUAAAGAAAAGAUAUAGCUAGCUUUAUGUACAUACAUACAUAUAUAUAAUUAAAGACUCUUUUCUGUAUUGAUUUCACUCUUGCCAGCGGGCAAUUAA